Camellia sinensis is the source of this 1248-nucleotide messenger RNA. Its product is annotated as SNF1-related protein kinase regulatory subunit beta-2. NCBI's taxonomy places the organism in Eukaryota, Viridiplantae, Streptophyta, Magnoliopsida, Ericales, Theaceae. Gene Ontology annotation, molecular function: protein binding. The record is from RefSeq and is a predicted model, not a curated record.
AGGGGUGUGAUGGGAAAUGUCAACGGAAGAGACGAUGGGGCUGGCGCUGGUGGUAGUGAUGAUGAAGGUGAUGGUGCUAUCCCAUCUCAGGUUGAAAUUGAAGAGGGUGGCGUUGUGGGUGUGGGUGCGCAUGUUGACAUGACUGCUCAGGAUGGUGCGCACGUUAGCUAUCACCCCCAUGGUGGUGGUGAAUUGAUGGGUCACUCACCUCCUCCGAGCCCUAGGGCAGCUCACUCACCAUUGAUGUUCACUCCACAGGUCCCAGUGGUUCCACUGCAAAGACCUGAUGAGAUAAAUGUCCCAAGCCCUUCUUGGAUGCAAACUUCCUCAGGGUUUGAUGACAUGUGCAGUGAGCAAGGGAUUCCCACAAUGAUUACAUGGAGCUACGAUGGGAAUGAAGUUGCCGUGGAGGGCUCAUGGGAUGAUUGGAAGAUAAGAAAGCCUUUGCAGAGAUCAGGAAAGGAUUUCACUAUUAUGAAAGUGCUUCCAUCAGGUGUUUACCAGUACAGGUUUAUCGUUGAUGGACAAUGUAGGUAUGCCCCUGACAUGCCAUGGGCCCAGGAUGAUACUGGAAAUGCUUACAACAUCUUGGAUUUGCAGGAUUAUGUACCAGAAGACAUCAAAAGCAUUUCUGGUUUUGAACCUCCUCAAUCCCCAGAUGCGACCUAUAACAACUUGCAACUUGGUUCUGAGGAUUUUGCAAAGGAGCCACCACUAGUUCCUCCGCAUCUACAAAUGACUUUGCUCAAUGUUCCAACCUCCUUCAUGGAGAUUCCACCUCCUUUUUCAAGACCCCAGCAUGUGGUGCUUAACCAUCUUUACAUGCAGAAAGGGAGGAGUAGCCCAUCCGUAGUGGCACUCGGUUCAACACAUCGGUUUGUAGCUAAAUAUGCAACGGUGGUACUCUACAAAUACAUUCAGAGGUAAAAAAUAAAAAUAAAUAAGAAAAAAGAAAAGAAAAGAAAAGAAAAGGCUUUGACUCUGUAUGGAUGCUAGUUUUUGUUCGUUUCAUGUAAUUGAUAUAAUUAUUCAGGGUAAGUUGUUAUGCCAGUGGUUCAAGUUAAUUCCAGAGAAAAAAAUUCCAUUAUGGUAAACUUUGGAAUUUUUUGUGACAUAAUGCAAAUGGUUGAUCACCUUUUGGCUGACAGUUUUUCGGCUGAUAGAAUUAUUUAGACAUUCUUCCUGUGUACUGUUGAGCUCUUAUUUCACUGUAGUUUUUUUUAAUAGAAUCACUUUGUGAUUUUGCAA